AUGGAAGCCUGUCCGUACUUGAGCGAAGAUGUGUUGGUUGGAAUCCUGGCGAGACUGCCCGUAAAACCUUUGCUCCGUCUUCGGACAGUAUGCAAAUCGUGGAAGUCCAUCAUAGGCAGCCCCGAAUUCAGGUCCUUGCACCUCUCCAUAAAGCGCUACUCCUCCACAGUCUUGCUCACCACAAAAUACCCUCAACUCCUCGACUCUUACGAUCCUGUAGAGUGGUACAUGUUGCUUGACAAUGAUCACCAUCGCCCUGCAGACCCUUCCUGGUUGGGGCCUCUCGAUUUCCCUUUCGCAUACCCACGCUUGACGUCUCCUCACAUAGUGGGCUCCAUCAACGGCUUGAUAUGCGAAUCUGUGUCUCUAACGUGUGCCUACGAUGUGCAAGCCGUCAUAUCCGUCAUGCUAUGGAACCCCACCAUCCGGAGGCACGUCUACCUACCGGACCUCACCUUGACCAAACCAGAUAAAUCGUCCAUCGAGUUUGGAUACGACCCCACAACAGACGACUACAAAAUUGUGGUCCUUACAUUCGGCAGAGUCGUUACAGUCCCAGAGUACAACGUCUAUUCCUUGAACUCCAACGCGUGGCGCAAAGGUAAUUUCCUUGUGCACCCGUGGCCUGACCGCGAAAUAUCAUUUCAUACUACGGGCGCUUUCGUGGGAGGCAAGAUGCACUGGCUCCUCUGUAAAGCAGAUUAUGGGAGGCGCAUGUAUAGUAUCUUCAGCCUUUACUCGUUUGACGUGGCGGAAGAGGUUUUUGAAGAGGUGGCCUUACCGCCACAGGAUCCUGACACCAUGUUUACUUUUCCCCGGGUUACUGUACUGGGGGACUCGUUGCUUGUGGGACUGGGCCGACUGGCCUCAAAAAAGUUCUCUUGGACCAUUUGGGUGCAGAUAGCUGCCGGCGGCUGGAAGAAAAUGUACAGAGUCGAGGAAAUAGGCCUGCCAACUGAGUUUGUGUGUGUUUUGAAGAAUGGGGAGUUGAUCGUGGACAAGGCCCGAGAAGAUGAUGAUUACUGUAGUUGCUUAUCUGCAUAUGACCCAAGGGCUAGGCAGUUUAAGGACUUGGAGCCCUUGCCUUUCUCUCAACUACGACGACAUGGGGGUGUGGCGUCUCUCAAUGAUCACCAAGAGAGUCUCGUCCUCCUGGACUGCACGCCGGUUGGUGACCCGGCACACGCUAGUCGCUCUAUGUCCUGCCAAGUUCAAAUCAAAAGGAAGACACCGUCAGGAGAAAAAAAUUAG
Molecule: messenger RNA, 1251 nt
Organism: Striga hermonthica
Lineage: Eukaryota; Viridiplantae; Streptophyta; Magnoliopsida; Lamiales; Orobanchaceae
Source: the annotation of a GenBank genome assembly